Messenger RNA from Arctia plantaginis, 4233 nucleotides. Lineage: Eukaryota; Metazoa; Arthropoda; Insecta; Lepidoptera; Erebidae. The record is from the annotation of a GenBank genome assembly.
AUGGACGAGUACUUUAUAACAGCUCUGACAAAAUUGAACACCCAUGAAUAUAAUGAAUUAACAAUUGUUCUUGGCAAUGAGAGUUGUGAUCUUGAUUCCUCCGUAAGCUCAAUUGUCUAUGCUAUAUUUUUAAAUUGGCAAUACAAUCAGAUUAAAUGUAAAGUGUGCACACGGGAACACAGGCCUGGGUCUGUGAAAGAUGAUAUUUUUGUACCAAUUUUGAACGUUGAUAGAUCCGAUUAUGAACUGAAAACGGAAGUUGCCUACCUUCUAAGAAAGUAUGGUAUUUAUGAAAGUAAUUUGAUUUUUAGGGAUGAUCAUGACAUGCAAAUCUUGAUAAGCAGAACGAAAACCAAAGUUGUGUUAGUUGAUCACCAUGUGAUGGCAAACAGAGAUCAGUUCUUAAUACCGCUUGUCACCGAAAUCAUUGAUCACAGACCAUUAGACAAAUCAAAAUGGCCGUACAAAGCAGACACCCGCUCCACUAUACAGACGGUGGGAUCAUGCGCGACUCUAGUUGCGCAAAGAAUUAAAACUUUAGGCGCACUCGUGGCAAAGGAUGUUGAUUUUUUCAACGCCUAUCCGGUCUGCAGCAAGCUAUUGUAUGCUACAAUCAUCUUGGAUACUGUGAAUUUCUCAAAGGAAGUGAACAAAGCAAGAGUUCUUGAUGAAGAAAUUAUACUCUUUUUAGAAAGCUUGAUUAAACCUGAUGACUACACUGCAGAACGUGAACGCACACUGGAUAGCUUGGUGAGGGCCAGAAGCGAUGUCUCCAAGCUGACAGCCGACCAACUCCUUAAGAAAGACGUGAAGGUGGUUAGCCACGUAUUUGUUCCGUGUUUUCCUUUCCUCGUCAAGGAAUUCCUCAAAAAGCCAAAAGCCCUAUCGGCUGUAAACGAAGCUUUAGCACGCGAAAAAUGUUCCGUAGCCCUACUCCUGGGCAUGGAUCUAACAGAGGGUGUCCAGCGGGAUGCUGCAGUUUACUAUCCACACAAAAGCCAGGACACAGCAACAGAAAUAUGCAAACAUCUUCAGGAAUGGACGCGGCCAUCUCUAGGUUUGUCGGCCGAGUCGUUGGCCGACGUAUCCAACGUAAACUACUUUUGGCAACUUAACUUGUCUGCAUCACCAACAGAUCUACGUAUGGAGUCUAUAGUGAAUACUCACCUACAAGAUAUGUAUGAGAAACUGACUUUGAAACAAUUUGAAACAAAGGAUAGCAAACCGACUCUAGCAUGUUACUUGUGCUGUGCAAGACUCCAGAACUGCUACCAGUUAAGCAUGAACUGCCUCCAGAGUGAAGAGCUUCUUACACAAAUGCUGAGCGGCAAAAUGUUGCAUCCCUCGAAUCUUAAAGAGGUGACCCCCAGUAUGAAGCUAGGAACAACUCCAGUUAUAGUGGAGACCUUCGAAGAUCUUCUCUAUGAUGUUGAUGGGCAGGUCAAAGUGGACUCCACUCAAUCAUCAGGCGUAGAAACGGAAGUAAAGAUGGUUGUGAAUGAAGUUGUAGAAGAUAGCAUACCAGCAGGGUGUAUCAAAGAAGAGCCUGGGACAGAUGCCAGCUUCCAAGAUGAAGACAUCGAAGACGAGAUACCUCUGGACAUUGUCAAACACGAGUUUGGAUUACCAAGUAUUCUUAAAGAUAGAAAACCAGCCAACCAGGUGGAAAAUCUAAAAAGCUCUUGGAUGAGUGAACUUCAAACAAGCGAGCAAGGAUCGUCAGAUGCCGAAGAAAAUACGAGAGACUAUUGUUCAAAUGGCAAAGUGAAAUGUAAAACACUCGUCAAAACAGAGACAACAGACACUUACACUUGCAGCUCUUGUCACAAAGAAUUUGUUCGAUGGGCUCAAUUAACAAGACACAUGAAAACACACAUCGGCAUCCAAAUCCUUAAAGAUAACAAACCAGCCGACCAGAUAGAAAAUAUAAAAAGCUCUUUGAUGGGUGAACUUAAAACAGUUGAGCAAGGAUCGUCAGAUGAUGAAGAAAAAACGAUAGACUAUCGUUCAGAUGGCAAAGUCAAAUGUAAACAACGCGUUACAACAGAGACAACAGACUCUUAUACAGGCAAACCGUACAGUUGUAGCUAUUGUGGAAAAGCUUUUGUUCGAAGGGACCACUUAACAAGACACAUGAAAACACAUAACAGUAAGGAACUUGUUAAGUGUCAUCUAUCUAUCUUACCAGAACUUAAACCACUCGAGCAAGGAUCAUCAGAUGCUGAAGAAAAUUCAAGAGACUAUCGUUCAAAUGGCAAAGUGAAAUUUAAAAAAUGCGUCAAAAUCUAUAAAGCAACAAAAUGCGACAAAAUAGCCGAGUUACGAACCUCGAUUGUACUAACAAUCGAUGAUAAAUGUAAAAAUAUUAAAUGUUCAGCUCAAGAAGAUCCAACUUGUGUUAAAAUCAAACAUCUAAAGGAUAUCAAAAAAGUGUUUCACGUUAUUGCUCUAAAUAAAUGCGAAUUACAGUUCAUGAAGUGCCAUAAAGGUAAUACCGGCUUCAGGAUAAACGCAGAAGACAUCUAUGACGAUAAACAGGUCAGGGCACUGAAAAAUCGUGUAAAACCAAAAAGCGCUUUCGAGAUACAUUCACACUAUAGUUACGAUGAUAAAGAAGAUUUCAAUCUGUUCCAAAAGACUACAGUUCAAGCCGGUUAUGAAGUACAUACAGACGACAUUUACUAUGAUGGUCAGGGAUCGCAAAUGGAGGGGAAGCUAGGAGUUCCGGAAAAUAAUGAAAAAUGCCCUGAUUCAUGCCCAGCUCACACCCAAAUGAUUUGUGCGAAAUGUUUGCACGGUGUAUACAAGACUUUCCUGUCGACUUGUCAUUUGAGACAGUACUGCUGCAAGAACGAGGAGGAAACUCUUGAGGUGGUCUCACGAUACCCUUGUAUUCUGUCAGCUCCAUUCAUAGAUGAUCCUGGAGUGAAGUCCCCUGGGAGGGUGGAUAACCAACACAAUAACGAUAUUGUACUCGAUUACAUCAAGUGCCAAUCUCUAGACAUUUUGGGGAAAUCAGUAAUCUUCAUCAUAAUCAUUUUUGCAAAGGAAAUUAACGCAAGAACUAUAAAGAUCAACGCUCAAGGUAUCUGCACUAAACCGUUAAGCAAUGUCACAGAUUUAUCUGAAAACAAUUACAAAUAUGACACUACUGAUCAACUUAAAUACGUCUCAUUAGAAGAAGAACUUAGAACUGAAAGAGAGCAACGAAGAACCGAUAAUGAGUCUAAUGAACGUAGCAAUGGACGAACUGCAGUAUUAAAUCCAACCAAAGUCACAGAAGACGAUACAAAAAAUGAAAAACGCGACGCUGAUAUAGAUUAUGACACCAAUACAAGUUUACAACUCAAUGAAGCCAGUUAUAAAUACACAAUAAAUACUGAUGACGACUCUAAUGAGAACAACGCGGACUUCAAGCAUAAAGGCAAUAAUAACAGAGCUUUAGAGAAUCGAUCGGAUAUAACAAAUAUCCGGAAACUCAGAUCAGAGUUACUCGAUCAUUUGUUAGAAUAUUUUAUGAAUAUUAUAAAAGAAGAUAAACAUUCAGAGACAAGAAAGAAAUAUAGCAAGGAUGAAAUGAAACUUGAAGAUAAACUCAGAAAUUAUUAUCACUCUGAUCUCGAUCAAUUAUUUUAUGAGGAUAAUUCAGAUUUGUACGAGAACGACACUAAACAUCUUAAUGAAAGACGUAAAACCAAAAGCGAAGAUGUAAUAGUAGAUAAACAAAGCGAAGAAGAUGUUAUUACAAAGUUAGAUACUACAGAAAAUAUACAAGCGUUUGAAUCAGGAGUAACAAAAAUUGAAGAAAAUACGCCAAAUAAGAUUAUCCCUGAUAUUAUCAAGGAGACAAAUGGAAAUGAUGGACUUACAGACGAAGAACCUGUAGGUACAAACCCUGCUGUAGAAAUAGAAGACAACUCAACCAAAUAUGACCUUGUAAAUAAUAAAGGAAAUAAUGUUCUGAAUAUAGAAGAGACAGAUACUGAUUUAACUACAAGUCAAACUCAAAAUACAACACGAACAAUAAAUAAUGUAGACAGUAACGAAAAGUCUGAAUUAUCUACAAUUUAUAAGAACAAUUCUCAAAAUUCUGAGGAAAUAAUCUCAAAUAAUAAACAUGAAACAUGGAUAAGACAGUUUUUAAAUAAAAACGUCAAUUUCGACGAUGCACAUAAAACAUCGUCUGGACAUUGCAAAAAUAAUUAUAUUGUACAAUUAAACAUACUUUUAUAA